This is a messenger RNA of Panicum virgatum (switchgrass), 1357 nucleotides long. Its product is annotated as putative E3 ubiquitin-protein ligase LIN-2. The record is from RefSeq and is a predicted model, not a curated record. Lineage: Eukaryota; Viridiplantae; Streptophyta; Magnoliopsida; Poales; Poaceae. Bases 1043 to 1357 code for a protein of 104 amino acids. The transcript has 3 exons.
UUGUUUUAUCUUCUAGACUAUAUGUGAUGUCCUUUCAGGUAACAUUUAAAAUGUCGUUCUGUAUAACUUAAGAGUUCUCCAUUGCAGAAAGAAGCUGGAAUAUCACCUUGCCAGGCUUCAGCGGGGAUGAAAUCAAGAAAUUUUGGUUUGGUUUUCUGUCAUUCUGCAUGAUCAUGAGCAGAAAUUUUGCAGAACAAGAAUGUUGUCAUUGCAACCAAGAAGGAUCGUGGUUCCAGGUGGUUAAAAUAGAUAGGAAUAGAUAACCUGGGGUGUUCCCAGAAUUCAGUGUAUGUAACCUGGGGUCUUUUUGACCUCAUCUGGGUGACAAUAGGCACCACCAAUCUUCUUGUGCUGUACUCUCAGCUUUUGAGAAUGUAACCUGGGGUCCUUUUGACCUCAUCACUGUACACUGUUCUUGAUCUGUAUAAAAAAAUGGUGGGUCUUUUUUGACCUCAUUACUCCUACAUGUCAUCAGUGGAAUACCUACAUGUUACAAAACUUCUGUGCACUGACCAGUUGGAGACAGAUUCAAACAUUCAUCAUUAUGUUUGCAGUAAACAGGUUACAAAGCUUCAUAUUGCCAAAAGUUGCAGACCCAAUGAGCUCACACAAAAAUAAACACUGUUAACACAAAAAUAAAUCAACCAGUACCCUUCAUAAAUUAACACUGUUCAUAGUUGCCGUAUCUGACACAACGAGUUUCUGAUAGACAGCCAAUGCUCCAAGUUCAGCAGCAUCCAAAAUUCAGAAAAUAUAUGCGCUGAACACCACCAUAUGAUUAUCCUCACAUUGCAUUAAAACCCAGCCUUAGAACAUGACCAGAGUCUUGAUGAGCUAAAAAUUAAACUAGACAAUCCUGCAUCUACAGCGAAGCACAUCAGGGUGACAAUCCCAACAAGCCUACACCCGUAAUGACAAUCCGUAUGCUUCUUGCAGGAGAUGGCGUCAUUUAGGACACGAAGCACUAAAUUCAGAGUAUGACCCGUGGCCCUGUCUGGUGCUGGUGCAGGUGUGGCAGUUCCGGGAUGGCGUCCUCCGGUGCAUGGAGAUCCCUGACACGAGAGACCCGGUGCAGAACCUUGCCGUCGCCAACGCCAUGGCCUGCUUCGUGCCACAAGGCGCAUGCGUUAAGGUGCUCAGCUGGAACGGCAGCUCCAAGCUCCUGAAUCCCGGCAAGUACGUGAGGUCCAUGGCGCUGGUGCACGGCAAGCUUUUCUGCGGCUGCAACGACAGCAGCAUUCAGGAAAUCGACCUGGCGAGUGGCACGCUGGGCGUAAUCCAGUCCGGCAACAAGAGGAUUCUCGGCAAGGCGGGGGGCCAAGUUCUUCUAGCGGGGGCGUCGAAUCGCGUCUCCUGA